Molecule: messenger RNA, 909 nt
Organism: Olea europaea var. sylvestris
Lineage: Eukaryota; Viridiplantae; Streptophyta; Magnoliopsida; Lamiales; Oleaceae
Product: probable inactive serine/threonine-protein kinase fnkC
Exons: 7
Coding region: 1-909 (302 amino acids)
Molecular function (GO): protein binding
Source: RefSeq, a predicted model, not a curated record
AUGCUAUUUGCAGUGAAAACUACCGACAGUCGCCCUAUGUGGCCUACACUUGAAGUUACAACAGAAACGAGAGAACUCUCUCCAGCACACUUCUUGGUCAAGAUUGAGUCAUUCUCCUUGCUUUCAGAAAAUGGUAUAGACAAGUAUGAAUCAAGUGAAUUUGAAUCAGGCGACUACAAAUGGAAGUUGAUAAUAUACCCUAAUGGGCGAAACACAGAUGAUGGAGCCAAUCAUGUUUCUGCUUACUUGGUUGUAGCAGAUAUAAGUUCUUUGCCUACAGGCUGGGAAUUUAAUGCCUUCUUCGGCAUCUUUUUGUUCAAUCACAAGCUUGACAAUUUUAUGUCUAUGAAAGGUCAACGACGUUUUCAUCGUAUAAACCCUGAAUGGGGCUUUUCCAAUUUCAUUGCUUGGGAAACUUUGAUAGAUCCAACUAAUGGAUACAUUGUUGACGAUAAAUGUUUAUUUGGGGCGGAAGUGUUUGUCAUCAAGAUAACUGAUUCCUGUAAGCGUGAAUUCAAGUUAUCGAAAUUCUCAGAACUGAAAAACGAGUGGUAUACUGAGGAAUUCAUCACUGGAGAUCAUAAAUGGAAGCUUUGUGUGUGUCCGAAAGGAGAUGGUGAACAAAAGGGGCACUGUGUUUCUAUAUUCUUGUGUGCAGUUGGUAUUGAAAAACAGUCUUCCUAUCUAAAACUGAAUGCGGAUUUCUCCAUAUGCCUGAAAAACCAGAUUGGUUGUGCAGCUCGCAAGAUCCACAACAAUCAAUGGUUUUCAGCUUCUGACCAUUGGGGAUGGCCUAGAUUCAUUCCGAUGGUUGAUAUGAAUGAUCCUGAGAAAGGAUUUGUCGUUGAAGAUAGUUGCAUCAUUGAACUUCAAAUUUCUAUUCAAGCUGUCGUUCGAAGUUUAACAUAG